Molecule: messenger RNA, 444 nt
Organism: Chrysoperla carnea
Lineage: Eukaryota; Metazoa; Arthropoda; Insecta; Neuroptera; Chrysopidae
Exons: 3
Coding region: 1-444 (147 amino acids)
Cellular component (GO): extracellular matrix
Source: RefSeq, a predicted model, not a curated record
AUGUUUAUUAGCGGUAUAUCAAUUAGAUAUGCUAAAAAUGCAAUUAAAUCAAUUGGCACCUUAUGUUGUGUUUCCUUUAUUGGGUUCGUUCAAUGUGUACAUGAGGGAUUUUCAUUUAGCAAAUUUAUUGGACCUGUGAGUGGACAAGUUCACAGAGUUGAUGUUCCAGCCUCAAAUUAUCAUCAUGGCCAUCAUCAACGGGAUCAUUCUGGAUUAAAUAGUGUGGAUUUUAUUGCUAAACCCGAUUAUAAAUACGCGUAUGGUGUUGAGGAUCCGCAUACUGGUAACCAACAAACACAUCAAGAAUCUAGAGAUGGCGAUGCAGUUAGUGGUGAGUACAGUGUUGUCCAGCCAGAUGGAGUUGUCCGCACUGUUAAAUAUAUCGCAGAUAGUAUAAAUGGUUUUCGUGCGUCUGUUUAUUAUAACGGACAAUUGGCUGAAUAA